Hippoglossus stenolepis (Pacific halibut) is the source of this 2449-nucleotide messenger RNA. RefSeq names its product carbonic anhydrase 4. The record is from RefSeq and is a predicted model, not a curated record. The transcript is spliced from 8 exons. Gene Ontology annotation, cellular component: plasma membrane. NCBI's taxonomy places the organism in Eukaryota, Metazoa, Chordata, Actinopteri, Pleuronectiformes, Pleuronectidae. Gene Ontology annotation, molecular function: carbonate dehydratase activity; zinc ion binding. The coding region runs from base 14 to 1000 and encodes 328 amino acids.
CUCCCACCUUCAAAUGCUGAAGAGUCAGAAUGUGAAGGCAGUUGAAAUUCAGUCUCUGGUCAUUGUGCUGCUCAUGAUCAUGGGUUUUACUUUCUACCUCCUGGCUCUGCUUUCUCUCCUCUCUCAGUCCACAGCUCAGUGGUGCUACCAGAGCCAGUACUCCUGUGAUGACACAUGCAGAGACCCCAUCCACUGGGCAGCUCAGUUUCCCAGCUGUGGAGGGUUACGUCAGUCACCAAUCAACAUCGUGACCAGUAAGGUGCACGUCAACAGCGCCUUGCCACCCUUCCACUUCAUUGGCCACACCGACGUAAUCAACAUUACAGUGGAAAACAAAGGGCACUCAGCUCACUUUCACCUGCCACAGUCGGUGCGGCUGACCGGAGGCGCUCUUCCCGGUCACUACAGAGCGGCCCAGUUUCACUUCCACUGGGGGGGGAAUGGCAGACCUGGAUCAGAGCACACCAUCGACGGAGAGAGAUUCCCCAUGGAGCUGCAUAUAGUCCACAUCAAGGAGCCGUACGGUUCUCUGGCAGAGGCAGAACACGACAUGGCGGGUAUCGCUCUGCUCGCCUUCCUGUUUGAGGAAACAACAGACGAUCAUCCUAGUUUGAACACGGUGAUAGCUGCUCUGGGCCGAGUGCAACACAACGGCAGCAGCACAGUGAUUCCAAACUUUCGCCUCAGUGACAUUAUCCCGCCUGCGAAGGACCUGCACAGUUACUAUCGCUAUGUGGGCUCCAUGACAACUCCAGGGUGCGAACAGGCAGUUGCCUGGUCGGUGUUUCACAGGGCCCUGUCCAUCAGCAGCCGUCAGCUGGAUGCAGUAGUUCAGCAGUGUCAGUUCUGGACCGGACAGCCCAUGACUGACAUCUUCAGACCCACACAGCCUCUGGACGGCAGAGUCGUGUACCGCUCCAAGGCCGCCGCCGCCGCUCCGACAAGCGUGUGGUUCUGUGUCUUCUCAGUUGUGCUCAUGACAGCGGGUCAGAUACUCUGACUCAGCACAUUAAACACCUGAUGAUCUAAGCGGCAGAAGUUAGUAUGUGUGUAAAGGGAACUUUUUAGCUGUGUGUUAGUGUAACAGCAAACUGUCAGUGUCCAUGUUUAUUCAUCAAACUAAAUGAAUGCUACUGAAUAUCUACAUGCUACUAAAUUGUAAAUAAAGAUUGACGACAUGUCCCCACUUUCUCAAAUCCAGAAAUGAAGCCAAAAUAUCCAUGUUACGUACGCCACCAUCUUGUACUGAUGUUGUCGUUUGAAGCCAGAUCGAUCAGUAAUCAGGGGGCGGAGCCGCUGUAUCAAGGUCCAGCGGAUUUUUGCGCUCGACCAAUCAUGAGUCAGUCUCAGCUGCCAAUCAUGAUGUUUAACCCUGUUAAUGUAACUUAUCAGAAACAUCAACACUUGAACAUACAUGUGAUAACAACAUAAAUAGCUUUGAAGUCUGUACAAGGUGCGACACCCUGCACCUUUAUCUUUAACCCUCAAAUUACUAAGUUCCAUUUACCAUCUUCUAACAUUCAGGCGCCCAAACAAGACGCCUUGGCCUCACUUUUGUGGAGCCGUCAUGUCGUCCAUCUUUAUUUACAGUCCAUGUUUGAGGCAGCGACAGAAAUUAUCAGGCAGAGUUAAUGUUUUGUUUGCUGUUAUUUUCCCAGCAAAAAAUUUGCUGACUGUGUAUGAAAGGGGGGGGGCGUAAUUUUCACUAUCUAGUAAGAAUAAAUAUGGUUUGAUUUAGUAGCGGUAAAUUAACUAACACUUAAUGUGCAGUUACAUUAUAGAUGUUUUUAAAGAAUGUUAAUUUUGUCUGUCGUGCAUCCUAGACAAUGAACCUACUGCCCGGACUCCACGACUUUCCCUCCGGGCACUCACCACCCCGAGGUUCACAUGGUGAUUUUGAGCGAAAUAUCUCAACAAUGUCAGUAAUUAAAUUAGAUAAUAUAACAAUACAGCUUCUCGCUUUGCAGCACAUAUAUAUAUAUGUGCUGCAAAUACAGCUUCUCGGUUUGCAGGUCUUGUAGCUACUUGAUAUGUUGAUCUCCUCUCGAGCCAGUCAGAGUACAUUGUUUUAUGUUUAUUUGUCAGAAAACUGAAUACGUUCUAAACGUGCAUAAAUAUCUGUGAUGCUUUGCCAGACAAAAAAUGUAUUCUCUGCUCCUGCUUAUGAUUUCAUUUCUUUGAGUGCGGCAGAGAAAUGUGUCACCAGAUUUACUAUAAAAACUGUAAAUGGCCAGAACAACCUAGAGAAUAUAUUUUAAAAAAAACAGUGACUGGGUGUUACCGGGGGAAAACCAAUAACGGAUUACAUGUGAAAACACUCCUUGUAGUUGUACCUUGUUCAGACCCAUAAUGUUAAACUAUUUAACUUUAAUGAAUAAUUUUAUAUCCAUUUCUCUGCUGUAAAAAAAAAACAGAUCCUUUCUGAACCAUUAAAUGACACCAUCAUGUG